GAUCCGUGCGCCGAGAGGUUGCUAAGGGUGAAAGUUUGCCGUGAGUUGGCUCACUCGGGGCCAGGGCGCGGGCGGCUCUGGGGGCACAGCAGCGGCAUCCACGCCACAGCACCGGGCCCGCCCCGCGCCGUCGGGGACAAGGGAGGGAGGGGACGGACGAGACGGGGCAAAGCAGAGACGAGACCUGCCGGCAGCGCCCUCGGCCCCCGCGACAGCCGCCAGCAGCCGCCGGCCCUGGAUCCGAGAACGAAGUCUCUUUGGAGUCAAAACUUGUCUAUGUUUCUGUCAUUUUGUCACUUUUAAUACACUGCCCUGACUUGCUUGCUGGGAAGAGAGUAUGCAUCUGGAGAUCAAAGUUGCUCUUAACUUCAUCAUCUCAUACCUGUACAACAAGCUUCCUCGGAGGCGGGCAGACCUGUUUGGUGAGGAGCUAGAGCGCCUGCUGAAGAAGAAAUAUGAGGGUCACUGGUACCCAGAGAAACCUCUGAAGGGAUCUGGCUAUCGCUGUGUUCACAUAGGGGAGACGGUGGAUCCGGUGGUGGAGCUGGCAGCCAAGCGGAGCGGGCUGGCUGUGGAGGAUGUGCGUGCCAACGUGCCAGAAGAGCUGAGUGUCUGGAUUGAUCCUUUUGAGGUUUCCUACCAGAUCGGUGAGAAGGGCUCUGUUAAGGUUCUCUACCUAGAUGACAGUGAGGGCUGCAGUGCCACAGAGCUGGACAAAGAAAUCAAGAGCAGCUUCAACCCCGACGCCCAGGUAUUUGUCCCUAUCGGCAGCCAGGACAACUCGCUGUCCAACUCUCCGUCCCCCUCCUUUGGCCAGUCACCCAGCCCCACCUUCAUCCCUCGCUCUGCACAGCCCAUCACUUUCACCACUGCCACCUUUGCUGCCACCAAGUUCGGCUCGACCAAGAUGAAGAAGGGUGGAGGAGCCGGAGGAGGGGGCGGUGGAGCAGGGGCUGUGCAGCAGCCGAGAAUGGUCAGGUCUCCCACCACCAACCUGCUGAAGCACAAGGGCCUCUCCCUGUCCAUGCACUCUCUGAACUUCGUCGGGAGUGCUGGGAGCCAAGCCCCGCAGUCCCAGCUCUCCCCCAAUGCCAAGGAGUUCGUUUACAGCGGCGCCUCACCGGGAGCCAGCAGCCUCUUCUUCGAUGGUGUUGCCAGUGAGAGCCAGGCCAGCAGCAUCCCGCCAGCAUCGCAGUUCAACGCCAGCACGGGUGGUACCUUCGAUAUGGCUCAGGUCUUCGGUGGCAGCACCAAUAGCCUCUUUUUGGAGAAGUCUCCCUUCGUGGAAGGACUCAGCUACAACCUGAAUGCCAUGCAGUAUCCUAGCCAGUCGUUCCAGCCCGUCGUCCUGGCCAACUGAAUACAACAGAAGGAGAGUAUUUUGGGGCAGGGAGGGAGGGGGGAAACAAGAACAAAACAAACAAACAAGAGGGAGAGAAAAGAAAAAUAGAAAUAUACAGAAAAUAUUAAAACCUUACAAAUAUAGGUUCUUGGGAAAAGAGA
Molecule: messenger RNA, 1503 nt
Organism: Zonotrichia leucophrys gambelii
Lineage: Eukaryota; Metazoa; Chordata; Aves; Passeriformes; Passerellidae
Gene: TOB2
Product: transducer of ERBB2, 2
Exons: 2
Coding region: 338-1360 (340 amino acids)
Biological process (GO): regulation of gene expression
Cellular component (GO): cytoplasm; nucleus
Molecular function (GO): transcription corepressor activity
Source: RefSeq, a predicted model, not a curated record